ACGAUUAUGCUUUAUCUUGUUUACUUUCCAAUCCAUCUACAAAUUUUUGUAUCCUUCGUAACUGCAAAUCCUUUCAUCGGAGGCGAGAACAUUGUACCCGCUGAAAAGAAUGAAUUCCCGUUCAUAGUAUCAAUAGGUUUUAAUGUUGAUGAUGGUGGACAUAUUUGCACAGGUUCACUCAUUACUUGUACGCACGUAUUAACAGCAGCGCAUUGUACCGAAAUAGUUCGCCGACCACGCAACGUCCGAGUAUUGGUUGGUACGAACGAUUUAGAUAAUGGCGGCACAAAAUAUCGUCUAAGCACUGUCGACAACUGGGUCACUUACAACGACUGGGCUCAACGGGAAAAUUCUUCUAAAACUAUUUACGAGUGCAAUGACAUUGCUAUUUUUACGUUGUCUAACGAAGUAACAAAAAACAUUCAAAUGCCUAAAAUAUCAAGCGACAGUGACGAUAAGCACUACAACAAAGUAGCCGUUGCAGUUGGAUGGGGUGAAUUGUCAGGAGGAGUCAAACCAAAUCUCUUACAGAAGGUAUCACUGAACGUCAUGAAUAAAACCGAAUGCGAAAACACCUUGGAAAAAUUAGGAUACUCCAGGACAGAAGCGCAGCUGAACGAAAUUUGUACAGUCGCAGAUCCACCUGUGGUGCCAGGCAUGGGUGAUAGCGGCGGCCCGCUUUUGAUCAAUGGCAAUGAGAUUAUCGGUGUAAGUCAAGCUUUCUGUCCCGAAGAUCAACCUAAUCAUCCGGACGUGUAUAAUAUACACGUAAGCAUUGACUUUUAUCGAAGUUUUAUUUACAAUGUUACCAAUAUACAUUUGUAACUUGAAAUAAUAUAUUUAUUAAUAGUUUAGAAACAAUUUUCGAACGCGAUAAUAUUAUACAUUUGUACUACUAAUGAAAUUCCAAAAAAAAUUUUUUAUGAAUUC
Molecule: messenger RNA, 930 nt
Organism: Phymastichus coffea
Lineage: Eukaryota; Metazoa; Arthropoda; Insecta; Hymenoptera; Eulophidae
Product: chymotrypsin-1-like
Exons: 4
Coding region: 7-825 (272 amino acids)
Biological process (GO): proteolysis
Molecular function (GO): serine-type endopeptidase activity
Source: RefSeq, a predicted model, not a curated record